Messenger RNA from Rattus rattus (black rat), 870 nucleotides. Its product is annotated as olfactory receptor 52E8-like. The record is from RefSeq and is a predicted model, not a curated record. Gene Ontology annotation, biological process: G protein-coupled receptor signaling pathway. Gene Ontology annotation, molecular function: olfactory receptor activity; G protein-coupled receptor activity. NCBI's taxonomy places the organism in Eukaryota, Metazoa, Chordata, Mammalia, Rodentia, Muridae. Gene Ontology annotation, cellular component: membrane.
AUGUCAGAGAGAAUGUCUCUGUCUAAUGACACCACAAGCCCACCCUUCUUCAUUCCUCUGCUGGGCAUCCCAGUAGAAGAUGCACAUCUCGAUUGGAUUUCCCUUUGUUUUCUCUAUCUCAUUGCAAUCCUGGGGAAUGCUGCUAUUUUAUUUGUGAUCCAAACUGAACACAGUCUUCAUGAGCCCAUGUACUACUUCCUCGCCAUGUUGGAUUCAAUUGACCUGGGUCUGACCACAGCCACCAUCCCGAAAAUGCUGGGCAUCUUCUGGUUCAAUCUCAGGGAAAUAUCUUUCGGAGGUUGCCUUUCUCAGAUGUUCUUCAUCCACUUCUUCACAGCCAUGGAAAGCAUUACAUUGUUGGUCAUGGGCUUUGACCGCUACAUUGCCAUUUGCAAGCCCCUUCAAUAUACUGUCAUCCUCACCAGCAAAGUCAUUGGGGUCAUCGCAGGUAUAGCUGUGCUGCGGAGCCUAUACAUGGUUGUUCCACUGGUGUUUCUCCUCCUGAGACUCAGAGUCAAUAUCAUGUUUGGACUUAUCAACAUUGCUCUCUUGCUCCUGGAUGUGGUUCUCAUUAUUUUCUCCUAUGUCAGGAUCCUCUAUGCAGUGUUUUGCCUGCCCUCCCGGCAGGCCAGACUCAAGGCUCUCAAUACCUGUGGCUCUCAUAUUGGGGUUAUCUUAACCUUUUUUACUCCAGCAUUUUUCUCCUUCUUGACACAUCGUUUUGGCCACAAUGUGCCCCAAUAUAUCCACAUUUUCUUGGCCAAUCUCUAUGUGGUUGUUCCACCAGCCCUUAAUCCUCUGAUUUAUGGGGUAAGGACCAAACAAAUUCGGGAGCGAGUGAUGAGGAUUUUUUUCCAGAAAGAUGACUAG